Molecule: messenger RNA, 2449 nt
Organism: Pyricularia grisea
Lineage: Eukaryota; Fungi; Ascomycota; Sordariomycetes; Magnaporthales; Pyriculariaceae
Exons: 2
Coding region: 263-2257 (664 amino acids)
Biological process (GO): negative regulation of cell population proliferation; protein dephosphorylation; cell motility
Cellular component (GO): cytosol; plasma membrane; cell projection
Molecular function (GO): phosphatidylinositol-3,4,5-trisphosphate 3-phosphatase activity; protein tyrosine phosphatase activity
Source: RefSeq, a predicted model, not a curated record
GAAUGAACCAACUUGUCCGGACUAUUCUGUCGCCGACCGUAUGCCCACCGUACGAUUGAGCUAAACACGCUUAAGCAGUACGUGGAUCCUGGUAGACAGAUGUUGAGAACUUCAUCCCAAGAUUGCACCAAUUCAACUGACCCUUGUCAGAACCAUAUUAUUUUUAUUUCCGGUGCUUUUUAACUACCCUUAUCUAAUAUAGCUGUCACCAAAAAGGCGUCAGACAACGUACGGGCUGGUAUACCCGUAGUUUUGGGUGGCCAUGGCAUCCAUCCUGCGCCAGAUAGUCGCGGGACCCAGGGCCAGGCAUGAAGAAACUGGACUCGACCUGUGCUACGUGACGUCCAACAUCAUCGCAACAUCCGGACCCUCCCAGACGUAUCCCCAGCGAGCAUACCGCAACCCGCUGGACCGACUCGUCGCGUUCCUCGACAAGCAGCAUGGCGACAACUGGGCCAUUUGGGAGUUCCGCGGCGAGGGCACCGGAUACCCAGACGAGGCCGUUUACGGCCGCAUCCGGCACUACCCGUGGCCCGACCACCACCCGCCGCCCUUUCGCCUCGUGCCCAUGAUAAUGGCGUCGAUGCGCGCCUGGCUCGCAGGCGAGGACCUGCACGGGACCGGAGCUGCCCCUGGCGGCAAAAAGGGCAAGGAAGCUGUUGUAAAGAACGGAAGCGAUGGAACGGUCGAUGCCGACGCCGAUGUUGAGAACGGCAGGGUCGUGGUCGUCCACUGCAAAGCUGGCAAGGGUCGAUCCGGAUCCAUGGCCUGCAGCUUCCUCAUCUCGGAGCGCGGGUGGACCCCCGAGGCGGCGCUCGCGCGCUUCACGGAGCGACGGAUGAGGCCUAAGUUCGGCGCCGGUGUGUCCAUCCCCUCGCAGCUACGCUGGAUCAGCUACGUCGACCGGUGGACCAAAACUGGGAAGAAGUACGUCGACCGGCGGUUCGAGAUUGUGGAGAUCCACGCCUGGGGCUUGAGGUCUGGGGUCAAGAUGUCGGUUGAGGUGUUUGCCGACGAAGGCCGCAGGAUCGAGGUGCUGCAUACCUUCACCAGGGACGAGAGGGUCAUUGUAGAGGGGGAAACUCCAAAGUCUGGCGGAGUUUCGGAGGUGAUACCGGACCUGACAAAGAUGGCAGCGGCAGAGGCUAUUUCUACCACCGGCGACACGGCGGACUACGAAGAAGUUGUGGGGGAUUCUUCAACGCCCAAGAUUAAGAACGCCGCUACGGAUUCCGACGUCACCGGUGGUGUGAAGAGUAGCAAGCCAAAAGGCCCAAAGGAUUCUUUGAUACGGAGGCUGUCGAAACGCCCUGAUAAAAGCCCGGCACGGUCGGAAACCGCAACGACGAUGGGAGCCGAGAACGAAGCAUCGACUUCUGCCGCAUCCCUACCAGCCGAAGUCUCGGGGGGUUCCAAGCCAGCAUCGGCCGCGAAGCAGCCAUCGUUGCUGACCGCUAGUAACACGCCGUCUCAGCUAUCGCUCAGCCAAGGGUCGACAUCAUCCCCGGCGGAGAAGGAGCCCGGCGGCAUGGCGGUAAUCUUCAAGCCGCGCGAGCCGAUACUGGUCUCCAACGGCGACGUCAAUAUCUCACUCGAGCGACGCAACCGCGCCCCGGCGUCGAUGGGCUUGACCAUGGUGACGGCAGUUGCGCACGUCUGGUUCAACGUCUUCUUUGAGGGCAACGGGCCCGAGCAGGAUGGGAAGUCGGAUGACAGCGGCGUCUUUGAGAUUGAGUGGGACAAGAUGGACGGCAUCAAGGGGAGCAGCAGGAAGGGGGUCCGCGGGCUAGAUAGGAUCGCCGUCGUUUGGCGGUGCGUUGAUGGGGAAGACGACGCGGCCGAGAAGCCGCAAAGCAAGGGCGUCGAGAUCGUCGAGCCGGCGGUGGGUGAGGAGGUGCCGCAGAUGCCUGCUGCGGACUGGAAGGGCCACAACAGAGAAGAUCCCAGCGCCUCGAAGCAUCUGGGCUUGAGGGCGGCGGACCCGGACAGCGAGAACGUCAGCAAGGCCAGCAGCAUCAAGAGCGCGGCCAUGGGCGGCGAGGACAAGGACGACAAGGAGGAUUCGGACCUGUUCAGCGGCGUCAAGGCGAGCGGACCGGCAGGGGAGGAUCUUGAUAACGACAAGGUGGUCGCGGCGGAUGAUGCGGCCAAGACCGAAGCGAAGAAGAACGAUAUCACCGGAAGGAAACCAGACCAAGCAAAGCCGGAUGACGGUCUGGCUGAUGCGACGGCGCAGAAGGGGUUUAUUGUUGAUUGAACAGUGUGACAUUAGAUGGGUUGUUGCAUAUAUACGCCAAUUAGACAGCCUUGUUUUUUUUUCUUUUUUUUAGUACUGCAGAGCUUUGUUAUUUGUCCUAGAGUUCUGAUGCUUCACAUAGCGGUGGAAGUGAUGUUUUUUUUUUUUUUUUUUUUCUUUGUAUUUUCUUAUGGGUUUGCUGUUUGGAGUUCG